AUGUAUCCCAAGUCACUGCAGGAUGUCAUAGAGGGGGAUGUGGUAGGACAGGGGUACCACUCUUUGGUAAAACAGAUUCAGGCACGAAUUGAAAAUGUGAAGAGGUCUACUUUACCAGUGUUACAGAAGCGCAAACAGGGAGGAUCAGAUGACACCGAUGAAGUGACACCUGAAAAAGACUUUCCUCACCAGUCUGGAAAAGAAGGAAAACGGCUUCUGGACUUUCUGAAAACCACUUGUGCAGACAAGAGCAAGCGUGUCUUGGAGGCUGUCAUAAAGCUUCGAAUGCAGAGGGGACAGCUGAAGGGCUGCUCAGAAGACGUGAAAGAUAUGAUGCUCCUCCUCCUCUCCUAUUUUGAUGAAAAAGAGGAGACCCUCUUCCACUAUGUUGAUGAAACAUGUCUGGCAAAAGAAGUCCAAGUGGAAAGCCUGCCUGUGACACCAUGUAUCAUUGUUUGUGGAUCCUCCUGCUUUGCAUCGAGACUGUUCAUGCUCAGCAUUGACCACAAAGUUGUAAAUGACCAAAUAACUGACUUCAUCUCUGCAAUCUGUCUGAUGCUUGGUAGCUACUACUGCCUGAACAUCCACUAUCCCUGGAACUUGGCUCCACACUUGAAUUUCUUCAGAGUUAUCCCAGCUGAUAUUGAGUACUGUGCUCUUACCUGA
Oreochromis aureus is the source of this 666-nucleotide messenger RNA. RefSeq lists its product as uncharacterized. The record is from RefSeq and is a predicted model, not a curated record. NCBI's taxonomy places the organism in Eukaryota, Metazoa, Chordata, Actinopteri, Cichliformes, Cichlidae. The transcript has 4 exons. Bases 1 to 666 code for a protein of 221 amino acids.